Messenger RNA from Canis lupus familiaris (dog), 1541 nucleotides. It is a transcript of the gene AMN, whose product is annotated as amnion associated transmembrane protein. Gene Ontology annotation, biological process: receptor-mediated endocytosis; intracellular protein localization. The record is from RefSeq and is marked provisional. NCBI's taxonomy places the organism in Eukaryota, Metazoa, Chordata, Mammalia, Carnivora, Canidae. Gene Ontology annotation, cellular component: apical plasma membrane; endocytic vesicle.
CGGGCGCGCGGCGGGAUGGGCGCGCUGGGCCGGGCCCUGCUGUGGCUGCAGCUGUGCGCGCUGGCCCGGGCCGCCUACAAGCUCUGGGUCCCCACCACGGACUUCGAGGCCGCCGCCAACUGGAGCCAGAACCGGACGCCGUGCGCGGGCGCCGUGGUCCAGUUCCCCGCGGACAAGGCGGUGUCGGUGGUGGUGCGGGCCAGCCACGGCUUCUCGGACAUGCUCCUGCCGCGGGACGGGGAGUUCGUCCUGGCCUCGGGAGCCGGCUUCGGGGCCGCGGACGCCGGCAGGGACCCGGACUGCGGCGCAGGCGCCCCCGCGCUCUUCCUCGACCCCGACCGCUUCUCGUGGCACGACCCGCGCCUGUGGCGCUCCGGGGACGCGGCGCGCGGCCUCUUCUCCGUGGACGCCGAGCGCGUGCCCUGCCGCCACGACGACGUCGUCUUCCCGCCCGACGCCUCCUUCCGAGUGGGGCUCGGGCCCGGCGCCCGCCCCGCGCGCGUCCGCAGCGUCCAGGUUCUGGGCCAGACGUUCACGCGCGACGAGGACCUGGCUGCCUUCCUGGCGUCCCGCGCCGGCCGCCUGCGCUUCCACGGGCCGGGCGCUCUGCGCGUGGGCCCCGGGGCCUGCGCCGACCCGUCGGGCUGCGUCUGCGGCGACGCGGAGGUGCAGCCCUGGAUCUGCGCGGCCCUGCUCCAGCCCCUGGGCGGUCGCUGCCCGCCGGCCGCCUGCCCCGACGCCCUCCGGCCCGAGGGGCAGUGCUGCGACCUCUGCGGAGCCAUCGUGUCGCUGACCCACGGCCCCACCUUUGACAUCGAGCGGUACCGGGCGCGGCUGCUGCGAGCCUUCCUGCCCCAGUACCCGGGGCUGCAGGCGGCCGUGUCCAAGGUGCGGCGGCGGCCGGGGCCGCACACGGAGGUUCAGGUGGUGCUGGCGGAGACCGGGCCCCAGCCGGGCGGCGCGGGGCGGCUGGCCCGGGCCCUCCUGGCGGACGUCGCGGAGCACGGCGAAGCCCUCGGGGUCCUGUCGGCGACAGCCCGGGAGUCGGGCGCGCCCGUCGGGGACGGCUCGGCGGCGGGGCCGCUCGGCUCGGGUUCGCGCGCGGGGCUGGCGGGCGGCGUGGCGGCCGGGCUGCUGCUGCUGCUGCUGGCGCUGGCGGCGGGCCUGCUGCUGCUGCGCCGCGCUCCGAGGCUCAGGUGGACUAAGCGCGAGCGAUUGGUCGCCACGCCCGUCGAGGCGCCCCUGGGCUUCUCCAACCCGGUGUUCGACGUGGCGGGCUCCGUGGGGCCGGUUCCACGCACCCCGCAGGCUCCCCCAGCGCAGCAGGCGGGAAGCAGCAGCACCAGCCGCAGCUACUUCGUUAACCCGCUGUUCGCCGAGGCCGAGGCCUGAGCAACCGCGGGGCUGGCCAGCCCCUACCUGCGCCCGCCGCCGCCCCCGCGAGAUGGCCCCGGCCUUGCGAGGUCCCCGCCCCCUGCCACGCACGCCUUGUCCCCCCAGCCCAAGGAUAGGGUGGCUUUGCCCAAUAAAGCGUUUCCUGC